GUGUUAUAAAUAUAUAGCCAAAUUAUUUCACAUUCAUACACAUCCAAUUUUCUUGAAAAUGAGUUCACUAAAUAUUUUCCCUUCUACCUUAAUCUCUAAUAAAAAAUUCCCAAUAAUUUUCCAAGAAAAAAACUCCCAAUUUUCUCUCCAUCGAAAAAAGAAACUACAACUUCUUCAUGACCAAAAAUAUGUUUCUAGUUUUAUUCAAUUAAACCAAGUUUCAUCCAAAAGAAAUUGCAUACUAUACCCUUUGAAAUGUAAUAAAUCAGAUAAUUCAGAAAAUAAUAAUCCAGAAGAAGACCCAAAAGCUAUGGAAACAGUACAAAAACUUUAUAAAGCACUUAAAAAUAAAAAUCUUAUUGAAUUGUCUGAUAUAAUUGGAGAAGAAUGUAGAUGUAUUAGCAAUGUUGCCUCCUCUUUACAAACUUUCUAUGGCAAGGAGCAAGUAAUAGAUUUCUUCAAAUCAAUCAUAAAGCUCCUAGGGAAUAAUAACUUUGAGAUUGUUUUCAAACCAACUACACAUGAUGGAACAGAUAUUGGGGUUGCUUGGAAACUAGAAUGCAGUGACACUCAUAUUCCUAUUGUGAAAGGCUUUGGAUUCUAUCAUUGUCAUUAUUACAAGGGUCGUAUGAUGAUAAGGAAUGUGGAGAUGAUCAUGGAGCCACUCCUUCAAAUUGAGCCACUUAGAUUGAAAAUAUCAUCCUUCCUUUUGAGAGCAAUUCAAAAGAUGACUCCAAAUAUUUUGAAGGGAAAGAUGAAAGAGGCUACGAAAAUCUUGUUUAUGAUUCUACUAUUUGUAGCUUCGCUGUAUUUGAUUAAGAACUUCAUGUAAUUCACUAGUAAUUUUCUUUUUUGAU
Molecule: messenger RNA, 857 nt
Organism: Solanum verrucosum
Lineage: Eukaryota; Viridiplantae; Streptophyta; Magnoliopsida; Solanales; Solanaceae
Exons: 5
Coding region: 59-832 (257 amino acids)
Source: RefSeq, a predicted model, not a curated record